AUGCCCGAAGCAUGCCCGAGGUCCACCGAAUGGCACCUUGCACUUGACUUGCCCAGCAACUUCACGUCGACGUUUGAGAAGAACGACUACGUGCAAGCGCCUAGAUUGUUAGAAAUGUCCGAUAUAAGUCGAUUGUCGGGGCAAUUUGUGCAAGUCUCGUCGCCAGAGCCUCACGUCGUUCUCGUAGAGCUUUCCCGCAAGCCCGUGAAUGCAUUCAGUGAUGAGUUCUGGCAAGAGUACGGACGCGUCUUCGACGCCAUAAGCCAAGAGCACGACGUGCGCGUUGUCGUCCUCACCUCUGCCAACCCCAAGUUUUUCUCCGCCGGGUUGGACCUCAAAAGCUUGAGCGGGUUCGACAAGUACGAGAGCGAGGCCGCACGACGCACCUUACAGCUCAAGGCACAUAUUGACACGUUCCAGAGGAGCAUCGGGGCCGCCGAGCGGUGCCCAUACCCCGUCAUCGUCGCCGUGCACGGCAUCGCCCUCGGGAUCUCCAUAGACAUCAUGACCGCGUGCGACAUUCGCUACGCCGCGUCAGAUGCCACGUUCUCCGUCAAGGAAAUCGACAUUGGCCUGGCUGCGGACGUCGGCACGCUCGCGCGCCUGCCUAAGGUCGCAGGGAACCAGAGCCUCGUCCGCGAAUUCGCGUACACGGCACGCAACUUCUCCGCAGCCGAGGCCGAGAAGGUGGGGCUCGUGUCGAAGGUGGUGCAGGGUGGCCGGGACGAGGUCGUUCAGGCCGCCCUGGAGACUGCAAAACUGAUUGCGUCGAAGUCCCCUGUGGGCGUGCUGGGUACUAAGCACCUGCUGCUGCAUUCGCGGGACCAUACCAUGCAAGACAAUCUCGACUAUACUGCGACUUGGAACGGCGCGAUGAUUCAGACUGGGGACAUUCCGGAGGCCCUCAAGUCCUUCCAGGUGAAACAGAAGCCUGUCUUCUCUCCGUUGAGGAAACCGUCCCCAAAGUUGUAA
This is a messenger RNA of Sparassis crispa, 972 nucleotides long. RefSeq lists its product as hypothetical. NCBI's taxonomy places the organism in Eukaryota, Fungi, Basidiomycota, Agaricomycetes, Polyporales, Sparassidaceae. Bases 1 to 972 code for a protein of 323 amino acids. Gene Ontology annotation, molecular function: delta(3,5)-delta(2,4)-dienoyl-CoA isomerase activity. The transcript is spliced from 8 exons. Gene Ontology annotation, cellular component: mitochondrion. The record is from RefSeq and is a predicted model, not a curated record.